Besnoitia besnoiti is the source of this 2352-nucleotide messenger RNA. RefSeq lists its product as uncharacterized. The transcript has 6 exons. Lineage: Eukaryota; Apicomplexa; Conoidasida; Eucoccidiorida; Sarcocystidae. Gene Ontology annotation, molecular function: RNA binding. The coding region runs from base 1 to 2352 and encodes 783 amino acids. The record is from RefSeq and is a predicted model, not a curated record.
AUGGGGACGGUGAUCGAGUGGCCGCUGGCGGAUCCCCGCAGCGGGUUCAUGGGCGUCGAGGCGCUUCGGUUUCUUUCCUCUGUCGCGCGGAUGCUUCAGGUGGAGAGCGAGAGGAAGCGAUUCGCUCAGGCGGCCUUGCGGGGCGCCUCCUCCCCCUCCUCGGCACGUCGGUCUUCUUCGGUUUGGUCCUCCUCGCAAGGCUUUUCUGUCCCCCUUUCAGCCUCGCAUUCAGCCCGCCCGCCGUCUCCGCCUGCGUCUUGCGUUGCUGCGACAUACUCUCCUCCUUCCGCGUCUGCGUCUUCGGCGACUUCCUCCUGCAGCCUCCCUGCGUGUCCCCCCUUUCACUCUGGAUCCGCGGACAGCCUUGCCUCGCAAAAACCGCCUCUCGCCCUGCAUCGCUUCCUUCUGCUCUUUCUCCGCACGUCGCUGCCGCCCUCAAGCGCCGCACCGAGCGGCUGGCCUUCCUCCGCCUUCCUCCACGCCGAUCCGCUUCUCUUCACUUCGCUUCUCGCGCUCUUUUCAGAGAGGAGCUGCGAGGCUCCUGGCGCUCCUGUGCGACGCCGAGGCGAAAGCACGCCUCGAAUGGCGAGUCCUAAACACGAUAAAGAAGAGGCGGAAGGAAGCGCGAGCGAGGCAGGCCGCGUAGAAGGCAGAUGCGUGUCGCCUGUGCGCGCGCACGCGCCUCAGGCGGCUGGUGGCGAACCUGCUGCUGCGGCCGAACUCUCAUUCUCUGCGCGUUGGAACUCCCAGGCAGAGACGCCCGCGGAGGGAACAGGAUCUUUCUCCUCUGCGUCGAUUCUCCUGCUGCAUCCUUCCGCAUCUUCCACGUCUCGCGCGUCUUUCGCACCCUCUGAUGCUUCCUCAGCGUCGCCGUCCCCCCUCUCCGCCGUCUCUCGCGCUGCAGACGUCCCUUCGGCUGGCGCGCUAGCGACGUCUGAGGCGCGAUCUCCAGACUCCCAGGAGACCUCGGCGCUUGCCGCGCGGGCUGCCGAGGCCUCGUCGCCAUGCUACAAACUCUACGUGCGCGGGGUGAGCCGCAGCGAGACUGCGGAGUCGCUGCUUGCGCGUUUUUCGCCGUUUGGGGUGGUCGUGGACUUCCAGAUGCGCGGCGGAUUUGGGUUCGUUACCUUCGCGGCGCGGGAGGACGCGGAGGCUGCGCGGCGGGCGCUGCACGGCGCGCCGAGCGGCUGCCGCGAGACGAAGCGCCUUGAGGUUCACUGGGCGAAGACUUCCAGCGUGGCGGCGGACGUAGGAGGCGACGCGGCACCCCGAGGCGCGAAGCCGGGCGAGGCCGCUGACGGCGGCGGAGGAGACUUUGGAGCCCAUACUAAAGACGCACGCGACACACGAAGAACGGAAGUGGAAAUGGAGGCAGGAGACACAGAACCGAGCGCGCUUGCAGCGGCAGGCUCCUCCCUGUCUGCCUCUUCUGCGCGCAUAUCUGCGAAGAAGCACCACGGGCGAGAGCCUGAAGAGGCGACGCUGAAGGAAACGAGUCAGGAGCGGCAGAUGCUCAUGAGGCGUCUGAAAUACGUCACCAAGUUCGUCAGGCUCAUCCACGGCCAGGACAAACUUUUGUCUUUCUUGCGAAUCAUCGCCCGCGGCGACGGCGCGUCUGUGCUCAAGGAGAUCUCCGAGUCCUUUGCAGCAGCUGCGGCAACGCUGCAUGCCUGCCAGGAGUAUGUCGGCGUUGACUUCCGGAAGAUUUGCGCGCGCGUCUUCGUGCCAGGAGACGGCAAAGUUCCGCGGACUGCUGCGGCAGUAUGUGUGCAGACGCCGCCCAGCUGGAAAUGCACUUCUAUCGAUCCGCGGAUAGUUGGCGAGGGGCGCGAGGAAGCCUUUUACGGGGCACCGGUCGGCGCACGGAUUCGCUGCUUUCGCGCGCUGUCGCAGGAUUUCGUUCUGCGGCUGCCUGCCGCAGCGUCACCCGCCUCCGGCGCGUCCGCUGCGCGCGAGUCGACGUCCUGUUCAGACGCCGAAGCGCAGCCUGCCGCAGCUGCGGUCGCUGGCGCAGAAGGGCCGCGAGGCGAAGCGGCCAGCGCGCAGCCAGCGGAGAGGGACGCAGAUGGGAGAGAACUGAACGGAGUCGAAAAAGAAGAAGACGUCGAGGUAGUCGACUUGUGCGUCAUCGUCGCUGUACAUUCGCAUGCGCCACUUCAAGAGUUCUUCGAUCGUCUUCGGCGCGCGUAUGCGCGGCGGUCGCGCCACGGCUUCCUCUGUGUCUCCCUUCCCUGCUGCGGCUCGGAGGGCUUUCUGGCGCAGCCGCCUGUGGGGCGAUUCGUGGACGGCGCGGUGCUCUCAAAGUGCCGCGAAUUUGUCAUCUACUACUCGCCAUCCGAAGACAGCCUGUGA